CAAGUUGUCUCAAAGUCCUCGACUAUUCCUAGUGUCACUUUGUUUGUGUCCUAUAAGCGUGUAAUAACACCAACGCACGCAACGCAUCAAAUAGGCUCAAACAAAAAACAUGACUAUCCCUCCAGCAGCAGUUUCCACAGGCAAGACUAGCCGGGUCCUCAUCGCCGGACCAACUGGUUUCAUUGGCCAGUUCAUCACCGGAGCCAGCCUUGCCUCCGGUCGACCCACUUACGUUCUUUUUCGAUCAAGUUCCGGUUGCCCCUCUAAAUCCAAAGCUAUCAAAUAUUUCCAAGACAGAGGCGCCAUCAUAUUGUUUGGGAGAAUCAAUGACAAGGAAUUCAUGGAGAAGACACUGAAGGAGCACCAGAUUGAUGUGGUUAUCUCUGCUGUGGGCGGUGAAGCAAUUUUGGAUCAGCUCCCUCUGGUGGAGGCCAUUAAUGCUGCUGGUACUGUCAAGAGAUUUUUGCCAUCGGAGUUCGGGCAUGAUUUGGACCGGGCUGAUCCGGUGGAGCCGGGGCUAACCAUGUACACUGAAAAGCGCCUUGUGAGGAGCUUGAUCGACAAGUACCAUGUUCCUUACACCUACAUCUGUUGCAACUCCAUCGCUUCUUGGCCCUACUACAACAACAAACACCCUUCCGAGGUCAUUCCACCCUUGGAUCAGUUCGAAAUCUACGGUGAUGGGACAGUCAAAGCUUACUUUGUUGCUGGGACUGAUAUUGGAAAAUUCACAAUGAAAACUGUGGACGACAUUCGAACUCUCAACAAAUCUGUCCAUUUCCAACCAAGCUGCAAUUUUUAUAACAUGAACGAGCUUGCAACUCUGUGGGAAAGAAAAAUUGGUCGGACCCUCCCUCGAGUCACCAUCACUGAAGAUGACCUGCUAGCCGCAGCUGCAGAGAAUUGCAUACCACAAAGCGUGGUGGCGUCGUUCACGCACGACAUAUUCAUUAAGGGCUGUCAAUCAAACUUUUCCUUGGAUGGUCCGGACGAUGUGGAAGUGUGUAAGCUGUAUCCGGACGAAUCGUUCCGUACGUUGGACGAAUGUUUCGAAGACUUCCUUGUGAAAGCAAAGAUGGAAGAUCUGUCGGUUAAAGAAGAUGAAAGUAACAAGACCAAUCCAGUGGUGGAGUCGCUGGCUAUCACAGCAACUUGUGCUUGAUAUGGAAAAUUAUUGUAGUUGUCGUUAUGUGUCUGUUUUAUUUAUUCAACUAUUGUUCUUCUGUGGGUUGUCAUGGAAACCCCGAAUUGUUGUUCUAUGUGGCUUAUUUGGAUCUCGAUGGGUUUACAACUACGGAUAUUAUUCUAUGUGCAAGUAUUUUUGAGCGAUCAAUAAAUGGUUGUGUUGUUUGGUGCAAAA
Tripterygium wilfordii is the source of this 1360-nucleotide messenger RNA. Its product is annotated as leucoanthocyanidin reductase-like. The coding region runs from base 110 to 1162 and encodes 350 amino acids. Gene Ontology annotation, molecular function: oxidoreductase activity. Lineage: Eukaryota; Viridiplantae; Streptophyta; Magnoliopsida; Celastrales; Celastraceae. The record is from RefSeq and is a predicted model, not a curated record. The transcript is spliced from 5 exons.